AGCCGCCGCCCUGCGGAGCCGCCGGGACACGCACCCGGUAACGGCGGGACGGCACCGCCACCGAGCGGGGACAGCCGCCAUGGACGACAUCUUCACGCAGUGCCGGGAGGGCAACGCGGUGGCCGUGCGGCUGUGGCUGGACAACACCGAGAACGACCUCAACCAGGGGGACGACCAUGGGUUCAGCCCCCUGCACUGGGCCUGCCGCGAGGGCCGCUCCAACGUGGUGGACAUGCUCAUCAUGCGCGGGGCCCGCAUCAACGUCAUGAACCGCGGCGACGACACCCCGCUGCACCUGGCCGCCAGCCACGGCCACCGCGACAUCGUGCAGAAGCUGAUGCAGUUCAAAGCAGACAUCAAUGCAGUGAAUGAGCACGGGAACACACCGCUGCACUAUGCCUGCUUCUGGGGACACGAGCAGGUGGCUGAGGACCUGGUGGGCAGCGGGGCCCUGGUCAGCAUCGCUAACAAAUAUGGUGAGACCCCCACAGACAAGGCCAAGACACCACUGCGAGAGGUCCUGAAAGAGCGUGCUGAGAAGCUGGGCCAGAGCCUCACCAAGAUCCCCUACAAGGACACCUUCUGGAAGGGCACAACCCGCACCCGGCCCAGGAAUGGGACCCUGAACAAACUCGCUGGGAUUGACUUCAAACAGCUGAGCCUGAGCCACAAACUGAACGAGAACCAGUCGGGAGAGCUGUGGAAGGGGCGCUGGCAGGGCAACGACAUCGUAAUCAAAAUGCUGAAGAUCCGGGACUGGACGACGCGAAAGAGCCGGGACUUCAACGAGGAGUACCCAAAGCUGCGGAUCUUUUCCCACCCCAAUGUGCUGCCGGUGCUGGGUGCCUGCCAGGCCCCUCCAGCUCCCCACCCCAUUGUCAUCAGCCAUUGGAUGCCCUACGGCUCCCUGUACAACGUCCUGCACGAGGGAACCAAUUUUGUGGUGGACCAGAUGCAGGCGGUGAAGUUCGCCUUCGAUAUCGCGCGGGGCAUGGCCUUCCUGCACACGCUGGAGCCCCUCAUCCCACGGCACCACCUCAACAGCCGCAGCAUCAUGAUCGAUGAGGACAUGACGGCACGGAUCAGCAUGGCCGACGUCAAGUUCUCCUUCCAGUGCCCGGGGCGGAUGUACGCCCCGGCCUGGGUGGCCCCCGAAGCCCUGCAGAAGAAACCAGAGGAGAUCAACCGGCGCUCGGCUGACAUGUGGAGCUUCGCGGUGCUGCUGUGGGAGCUGGUGACACGUGAGGUGCCCUUCGCCGACCUGUCCAACAUGGAGAUUGGUAUGAAGGUAGCGCUGGAGGGGCUGCGUCCCACCAUCCCCCCUGGCAUCUCCCCCCACAUCUGCAAACUGAUGAAGAUCUGCAUGAACGAGGACCCAGCCAAGCGCCCCAAGUUCGACAUGAUCGUGCCCAUCCUGGAGAAGAUGCAGGAGAAGUAGAGAGGAGGCGCCUGCCCCCUCCCGUGCUGCCUCGCGCCCCCCGCCACCCCCAAGUGCCUUCAGCCCUCGAGCCAGGGGGAGCAGAGGACACCCCUCACCCUGAGCCAGCCACGGACACACGGUACAGAUGGCACUGCCUGCGCCGGAGCUCGGCAGGCUCCGGCCCCCCGCCCAGGGCAGCCCUAGCCCAGUGCAGCCCCCUACCCCAGGCCAUGGCGUGUGGCUUGGCCCUGCCGCUGGGGGACGGGGCUGUGGGGCCCCCUGUCCCCCUUGCUGGGCAAAGCCCAACCCAGGACUCGGCCCCCCAAGGCUGCGGGGGAAGGGGCAGGCCAGGAGAGGCCACCUGUGGUGCCCAGCACUGCCCCCGCUUCGCGCUUCACUGGCCACUUCCCUCUGGCCCCACGAUGGCCACUGGCAACCAAAUAAACUUUUGGUAUGGAA
Passer montanus (Eurasian tree sparrow) is the source of this 1879-nucleotide messenger RNA. RefSeq names its product integrin linked kinase (gene ILK). The transcript has 13 exons. NCBI's taxonomy places the organism in Eukaryota, Metazoa, Chordata, Aves, Passeriformes, Passeridae. Gene Ontology annotation, cellular component: focal adhesion; stress fiber. Gene Ontology annotation, molecular function: protein binding; ATP binding; protein kinase activity. Gene Ontology annotation, biological process: substrate adhesion-dependent cell spreading; cell-matrix adhesion; protein phosphorylation. Bases 80 to 1438 code for a protein of 452 amino acids. The record is from RefSeq and is a predicted model, not a curated record.